UUAUAGAUUUAUAGCAAUUAAGUUCAACAUUGGCUGUAUGGAAAUUUCCUUGUUCAGUAAUCAGUACGCAAUAUGCACUAUGCAUCAUAUUAAAGAAUUUUUUUAAUACUGUCAGCUACUUGAGUUUUUGACUGCUGAGUCACGAGUGGCGUCGUUCAGCUGCACUUAAAGCCGGCUGGCUGGCGGAGGCAGCUGCAGCAGCGUACAGUGCCAUCAAAUAGCUGGCAGCCAGCCAGCCAGCGCCAAACAGGCCAGCCGAACGCGCCCUAGUUGUACUACUGUAGUGUCAUCUACUUUUGAUUUGAUUGGAUUUUUAAUCCACCUCUUGUGAAAUUUAUGUCCUUUCAAUUAGUAAUAGUUUCAUAAUCUUUCUUUGAUAUCUCAUAUAUUUUCACACUUAAAAUGUGAACAGAAACAGAUUGAGUUGCUGACAAAAGUGAAGAUGCCACUAUCAGAUUUGGUGAGUGCGGCUCUGGCGCUGGAUCAAUCUAUCUUGGAUGUUGAUCAAGUGGAGAAUCUUAUAAAGUUCUGCCCUACGAAAGUAGAAAUGGAACUUCUCAAGAAUUACACCGGAGACAAGGAAACUCUUGGGAAGUGUGAACAGUGCGCGAUCACAACAAGAACGCUUCAGACAACUCUGGUGAUGUUUGGAGUAUACAGGAGCAUCUGUUCCUGCGCAUCCACACCUAAUCAUUCCAGCCCACUCACCUCAGUUUAAACAAGCAAGUGGUUCAAACCAAGACCAAGAACAAGCGAUGCCGGGACAGGUUCGUACUCGCCAAUGUGCGGACGGCAAGGAGACGUUCAAGCCAGAGAUGGUGCUGAGGGAUAGUUUAAUUGGAUUCUAUGCAAUUAUUUUUGUUAAUUGGCUGCAGAAAAAUAUGUUCUAAGCAGUCACAUGUCCUCUAAUGAAAAUAAGAGAUGUAAUGCAUGGUGCAUCUUUAAUAUGUCUACUUAUAUACCA
Panicum virgatum (switchgrass) is the source of this 964-nucleotide messenger RNA. Its product is annotated as formin-like protein 5. The transcript is spliced from 5 exons. Lineage: Eukaryota; Viridiplantae; Streptophyta; Magnoliopsida; Poales; Poaceae. Bases 443 to 718 code for a protein of 91 amino acids. The record is from RefSeq and is a predicted model, not a curated record.